ACCAAUUCUUCGGAACGACGGUAACGAUUUUCCUUUGAGUGUCGCUCCAGAAGCAUCGGAAGAGCCAAGAUGCGUUUUGCGUUCAUCAUUGCCGCUUUCGUUGCUGGGGCCUUGGCAGGGCCAUUUGAAGCAGUCGAUCAGGACUCGGUCAGCUUGCCCGACUUUGAAGUUGUUCUUCCCGGACAAACCGCAAGGAAGGUGAACUUAACCGAGGGAAAGGUAGAGGGACUGAGCAAGUUCCUCUCGCCCGGCAGCGAUUGCUACGGGCUUUACAAGUGUGAUGUGUUUGUCAGCGGGCUACGUGUCGCCUACAAGGCUGUCGCUACUGAGCCAAAGCGAGAGUUCAAUGUGGUAGUCGACGUUCUUCACGGCCUAUUUCAUGUGGAGGGUAGGAAGACAACAGGAGGAAAGUACAAUCUAAAGAACGUCCGUGUCAAGUCCCUGCACCAGUAUGUUAGGGAGCCAGUGGAGUUUGGCACUGACCGGGAGGAGAAUGCAGUCUUCGACGAGAAGCUCAAGGAGAAAUUGCUGGAAGUCUUGGAGCAGCUCACGCGUACAGACGCAUUCAAUGCUGCCCUGGUCAAGGUUUUCGGAUCUGACCCUAGCAAGCCAGAGCCGUUCGAGGUACUUCCCAAUGAUUUCGUCGCCUUUCCCGAUUUCGAGCUUUCUGUGUCUGGAGCUCCCACGAGGAACGUGAAAUUCACCGGGGGAAGAGCAGAACCUCUGAGCAAGAUUCUUAAGCCUGCCCGUGGUUCUAUUGGAGAUUUUACACUCGUUCUAUCACUCGAGGGACUGCGUGUCACCUACCUCGCUGUAGCCACCGAGCCGGACGACCGGUUUGAGGUAGUAGUAGAUGUGCUACAGGGCUCUGUGGAACUGAAGCGCACGAAAACCGCAGGGACAUUUGAACUGAAGAACGCUACUGUGAAAGAUCUGCGGGUGUACGUUGACAAGCCAGCGAAGUUCAGCAACGAUAGCAAGCAGAACACCGUGUUUGAAGAGAAGCUGAAGGAAAAAAUGUUGCUGGUUCUGAAGCUGUUCGGGCAGUCGGAAGUCCUGGUUAAUCCCCCUAAACAAACAUCAAGCGCCCUCGGAGGAACAGACAUUAGAUCCAUCGAUAGCAGGGCCUUUUGAAUACCCAGUGCGUAUCUAUCGUUUCCUACAACGGUAUGCAAGCUCUUGGAAAAUGUAAGAAAUAAACCUUGUUGUCGAUGCACACGUAAA
Messenger RNA from Ornithodoros turicata, 1224 nucleotides. RefSeq lists its product as uncharacterized. The coding region runs from base 70 to 1134 and encodes 354 amino acids. Lineage: Eukaryota; Metazoa; Arthropoda; Arachnida; Ixodida; Argasidae. The transcript has 6 exons. The record is from RefSeq and is a predicted model, not a curated record.